GGUUUCCACUUUUUUCCUCACCUGGUCGUACCCUUCAACUUUCUCUCUCCUCUCUUUUUGGUCGCGUGAUUCUUCUUCUUCUUCUUCUGCGUUCUGUUCUGUCUCUAGCUCUGCGAUCGCCGAUCGCUUCUCUUUCUUCCAGACAUUUUAGCUGUAAGAAUGAAGGGCGCCAAGGGUAAAGGGGCAACAAGAAAGGACACGAAGGAAGCAUUGAAGCCUGUUGAUGACAGAAAGGUAGGGAAGAGAAAGGCUCCAGCCAAGCCAGAGAAAAGUAGCAAAAGAAAUGCUAAGAAGGAAAAAUUGGCCAAAAAAGACCCAAACAAACCCAAGAGGCCUCCCAGUGCUUUCUUUGUGUUCCUUGAAGAGUUUAGACAACAAUUCAAAAAGGAAAAUCCUAAUGUGAAGGCUGUCUCCGCUGUCGGGAAAGCUGGUGGAGAGAAGUGGAAAUCCAUGAGUGGAGCUGAAAAAGCUCCAUACGAAGCCAAAGCUGCAAAAAAGAAGGCCGAGUAUGAAAAGAUUAUGAAUGCUUACAACAAGAAGCAGGAAAGCUCGGCUGACGAUGGUGAUGAGGAAUCUGACAGGUCAAAAUCCGAAGUUAAUGAUGAAGAUGAUGAGGAGGAUGAGGAGGAAGAGGAGGACGAUGACGAUGACGAUGAUGAUUAAAGUGGGAUGCUUUCUGAGUUUGGGCAUUUUGGUUAAUCCAGGCAAAUACACUGGAUAUUGUAUGUUCUGAUCCUAGUUUACAUGUAUUGUCAUAUGGGAUGGGUGAACAGGAUGUUUUCUCUUAUCACUAUACAUCACCCAAGUGGGUUUGUUUCUUACUACUAUUAAAGUUGUCAUGGUGCCAACUUAUCCUUAUGUGGUGGCUUAAGCAUGUCAGUUCUCUCAUUCCAUUUAGUUAUAACUGAGUAUGUGUGUGUAUAUAAAGAAUGUGAUUAUUAGCAUAUUGCUACCAUAAGGGUUUUCGAUAGCUGCUCUUGGCGCAUGUCCUCCUUCUAUUGAGUACCUUUCUCAAGGGUAUGCCGGUAUUGGUAUUUUAAAAACUGUUUGGUCUGUUAUGUUUGGUAUAUCAAAUGAUUGAGCUUAAUCAAGCAGUCACAACUGCUAUUUCCC
Ilex paraguariensis (yerba mate) is the source of this 1113-nucleotide messenger RNA. The record is from the annotation of a GenBank genome assembly. NCBI's taxonomy places the organism in Eukaryota, Viridiplantae, Streptophyta, Magnoliopsida, Aquifoliales, Aquifoliaceae.